GAGAGAGAGAGAGAGAGAGAGAGAGAGAAAGAAAAGAAAAGAGGAAAGCAGUGCACACCUUCGUCCUCAGUCUUUAGUCCUCAGUCCGGAUCCAGAAGCGCUACACUCUUGAGAGAAGGAACUUCCUCACCGCGCAGCUGAAGAGGGUUUAAUUGGUGUCCCCCCGAUACUAAAGGAAGUCGGUAAUUCGUGCUUUUGUCUUGCACUUUGUUAGCAAAGAAAAACUAGCUCGCGUUAUCUUUCCGCACCCGUAUUACAUCAGUUUCGUUUUUAACUCCUGGGUUGAGAUUGGACGGUGGUCUGUCGCUCUGUGUUUUGAUUGGCUGGAAGGUUGGGAAUACGCCGUCCUGGCCAAUCAUCGCGCAGGAGGCGGGGUUUCCUGAAUGUCUCAGGGCUUCCCUGAGCUGUGUUUGUGUGGGAGUGUGGAUGUGCAGCUCGGCUUCACCACAAAACAUCGCUUUCUGGCGCAUGAACACCGCGAACAUCACACACACCAGGCUGAACAUCUGCACAGUGAGGGGUAGACGGACUACUCCGAGGACCUGGAGACACAUCGGCGAGGAGACCUGGAGAAGGAGAAAGUGGUGUAAAGGCAAUUAUACAACAACAAAAAGGUGACAUCCAGCGGAAUCAGAAUGGGAGGUGGUGAGAGAUACAACAUUCCUGCUCCCCACCCCGAUCGCUUCACCCCCAAAAAGCACCACGCCAUGGGCAAGGCCAAGCCCAGGAGCCGGAACCAGCACCCUGCCCCGUUCUCCGUGCCUCCUGGAGCUCAGACGCCUCCUGAGAAACUGGUUGAGAAGAAGACCGCCGGCUUGGUCCGCUUCUCCUACAGUGAUCAGUGCUGGGGCGGAGCCGUGACUCACCUCAACAACAUCCUGGCCACGCAGUGCAGCCACGCCUACGCCGGUGCCAAGUUCAGCGAGCCGCCUUCGCCCAGCGUUCUCCCCAAACCCCCCAGUCACUGGGUUUCCCUUCCCAUGAUUCCCUGCGAUCGGCGUGAGAUGAUGGCCUUUCAGUUAAAGAGCCUCCUCAAAGUUCAGGCAUGAAACACGCACACAAACCAUCACGCUAAGACUUCAUGCCAGGCUCCGCCCCUCCUGUAACGCUGUAGCGGCGUGAUGCAGAUUUUACGCAGGAAUCGGUUCUGCAAACGGUUCCUCUGUACAUAGUUUUUUAAAGUUUUAGUGCAGACGUCAUGUCUCUGCAGCCUUACAGGAGGGACUACCACCUGCACCUCCACCACCACCACCUGCACCUCCACCACCACCACCUGCACCUCCACCACCUGCACCUCCACCACCACCACCACCACCUGCACCUCCACCACCACCACCACCACCUGCACCUCCAC
This is a messenger RNA of Silurus meridionalis, 1354 nucleotides long. It is a transcript of the gene pnrc2, whose product is annotated as proline-rich nuclear receptor coactivator 2. The transcript is spliced from 3 exons. Lineage: Eukaryota; Metazoa; Chordata; Actinopteri; Siluriformes; Siluridae. The coding region runs from base 636 to 1049 and encodes 137 amino acids. Gene Ontology annotation, biological process: nuclear-transcribed mRNA catabolic process, nonsense-mediated decay. Gene Ontology annotation, cellular component: P-body; nucleus. The record is from RefSeq and is a predicted model, not a curated record.